GUGCGCGUGUAGCACGCACGCACCCGGCGCGCCCCUGGCCCGCACGGACGGACGCGCGAUGGCCCGGGAGAGCGCGGCCAGCCCGCUCCGCUCCGGCUCCUUCCAUUGGCGACCGGCGGCCCGGGCUCCCCCUCCGCCGGCCUGCGCGCCCCCGUGCCGCAGUCCGCGUCCGCCCCGCGGGUCAGCCUGGCUCCGGCUCCCGCGCGCAGCGCUGAGCGAGCGGCGCACGGGAGCGAGCAGGGCAGGGCGCGCCCGCCGGCGGUGAGGCCCCUCGCUGCGGCAGGAGCUGCGGUGGCCGCGAGGUGCCAGCCCGUGCGGGGCGGCGGCAGCGGCGGCGGCAGGCCAGAGCGACAGCUCACCGGCUGCAUGGCGCGGUUGCCGGCCAGCCGGGGCGCCCGGCCCUGGCUGCUGGCGCUGUCCAUGCUGGGCUUUGGCCUGAUCCUGCAAGCCGGUGCCAAGCGGCCCCCGAAGACGCCCCCCUGCCCGCCCAGCUGCUCCUGCACUAGAGACACCGCCUUCUGCGUGGACUCCAAGGCAGUGCCUCGGAACCUGCCCUCAGAGGUCAUCUCUCUGACGCUGGUGAACGCCGCCUUCUCGGAGAUCCAGGACGGAGCCUUUGCCCACCUGCCGCUGCUACAGUUCCUGUUGCUCAACUCCAACAAGUUUACGCUGAUCGGAGACAACGCCUUCACCGGACUGUCCCACCUGCAGUACCUCUUCAUCGAGAACAACGACAUCUGGGCUCUGUCCAAGUUUACCUUCCGAGGACUGAAGUCUUUGACACACCUCUCACUGGCCAAUAAUAACCUGCAGACCCUCCCAAGAGAUGUUUUCCGGCCGCUGGACAUCCUGUCCGACCUGGACCUGCGGGGCAACUCGCUCAACUGCGACUGCAAGGUGAAGUGGCUGGUGGAGUGGCUGGCACACACCAACACCACGGUGGCCCCCAUCUACUGCGCCAGCCCGCCCCGUUUCCAGGAGCACAAGGUGCAGGAUCUGCCGCUGCGCGAGUUUGACUGCAUCACCACGGAUUUCGUGCUGUACCAGACGCUGCCCUUCCCGGCCGUGUCGGCUGAGCCCUUCCUCUACUCCAGCGACCUCUACCUGGCUCUGGCCCAGCCAGGCGCCAGCGCCUGCACCAUCCUCAAGUGGGACUAUGUGGAACGGCAGCUUCGAGACUAUGAUAGAAUCCCAGCCCCCUCCGCCGUGCACUGCAAGCCCAUGGUGGUGGACAGCCAGCUGUACGUGGUUGCCGCGCAGCUGUUCGGCGGCUCUUACAUCUACCACUGGGACCCCAACACCACGCGCUUCACCAAACUGCAGGACAUCGACCCUGAGCGCGUGCGCAAGCCCAACGACCUGGAGGCCUUCCGCAUCGAUGGCGACUGGUACUUCGCGGUGGCCGACAGCUCCAAGGCGGGCGCCACCAGCCUGUAUCGCUGGCACCAGAACGGCUUCUACUCGCACCAGGCGCUGCACGCCUGGCACCGCGACACCGACCUGGAGUUCGUGGACGGCGAGGGCAAGCCGAGGCUGAUCGUGUCGAGCAGCUCCCAGGCGCCCAUCAUCUACCAGUGGAGCCGCUCGCAGAAGCAGUUCGUGGCCCAGGGCGAGGUGACCCAGGUGCCCGACGCCCAGGCCGUGAAGCACUUCCGAGCCGGGCGCGACAGCUACCUGUGCCUCAGCCGCUACAUCGGCGACUCCAAGGUCCUGCGCUGGGAGGGCGCCCGCUUCUCCGAGGUGCAGGCGCUGCCCUCCCGGGGCUCGCUCGCCCUGCAGCCCUUCCUGGUGGGCGGCCGGCGCUACCUGGCGCUGGGCAGCGACUUCUCCUUCACCCAGAUCUACCAGUGGGAUGACGGGCGAGAGAAGUUCGUGCGGUUCCAGGAGCUGGCGGUGCAGGCCCCCCGGGAUUUCUGCUACAUGCCCGCGGGCGACGCACAGCUGCUCCUGGCCCCCAGCUUCAAGGGACAGACGCUCGUGUACCGGCACGUGGUGGUGGACCUCAGUGCCUAGGGGCGCCGAGGCUGGGGUUCUUGGAAUGGCCGCGGGAGCCGCGUACGUGUGCCCACGUGAAAGACACAUGUCACCAGUCUGGCGCCGUGCCCUCACCAACACCUCCCCCCACCCCCCGUUAGCUGGGCACACACCAGAGAGCAACCCAGGGAGCCACGUCUCAGCUGUACCCGCAUGAAGACCCAGCGCCUGCUGCCCCGCCGUCAGACCACAUGUCCAGUUCCGGACGAGGCCGGGCAGGGGCUGGCGUGCCCUGCCAUUUCCUGUCGGUGCUCCGGGGGUCUGUAGAUGCCCACGUGCCACUCCACGCUCGCAGCCGCGCCCCGGGCCCUGCCCAGGGCACUCCCCAGGCCCCACUCUCUGCAUGACCCCGACCUGGCAGGCACCUGUCUCCAUCCACACCCCUUCCAGGUUGCACACUCUCAGCGGAGGCAGCUUCAGGGGCACCUUCAUCACCUUGCCUCUCCCAAGAGGGUACGCGGGACCUGUUCUUCCUCCCCUCACACAUGGUGUUCCCACCCGACGGCCGACAGGGAUGAGGAUGUCGUGAGUGUCAUGCCAGCCGCUGGGUACCAGCUUGGCCUCCUGGGGGCAAAGCCCGUCUGCUGGAAGCAACGACAAGUGUGGCCAGUCGCCUGCGCUCCUCUCUUUCCCCAAGUCUCCCUCUGAGCCCGCGUGCAGCUCAGAGGAAAGCCUCUCUCCUUUCUCUCGCCUGCGGGGGCCCCAUGCCCAGACUGGGGAGCCCGGCCUCUGCUGGAGACCCUGAGCUGCGCAGAGCUGGGCUGGCCAGGAGCCCUGCCCGCUGCAAAGGCAUCGGGAGGGGUGGGGCUGGGGUGCAGCUGAGCUGGAGAGUAUCCUGGGCGCCCCCCUGGCAUCCUCCUCUCCUUGGCGGCACACCGAGGCGGAGCCCAGCCUUGCAGGAGCUGAUUGGCAGAGGGGUGCGGGCGGGCGAUGGGGAGCUGGAGCGAGCCUCUGCUGCCCCCUGGUGUGCAGAACUGGCAGCUCAGGUGGGCGGGUGAGUUGCGGGGAGCUGGGCCUCCUGGGUGCAGGAUGCCAGGGCGCUUGUGGGCGAUGCUAUGAUUCCCUUGCUUCAAAUAAAAAGUUCCCACCCGUG
Sorex araneus (European shrew) is the source of this 3127-nucleotide messenger RNA. RefSeq names its product leucine rich repeat LGI family member 3 (gene LGI3). The coding region runs from base 367 to 2013 and encodes 548 amino acids. The transcript has 8 exons. Lineage: Eukaryota; Metazoa; Chordata; Mammalia; Eulipotyphla; Soricidae. Gene Ontology annotation, molecular function: protein binding. Gene Ontology annotation, cellular component: synaptic vesicle. Gene Ontology annotation, biological process: regulation of exocytosis. The record is from RefSeq and is a predicted model, not a curated record.